This is a messenger RNA of Suhomyces tanzawaensis NRRL Y-17324, 1133 nucleotides long. RefSeq lists its product as uncharacterized. The coding region runs from base 209 to 1057 and encodes 282 amino acids. The record is from RefSeq and is a predicted model, not a curated record. Lineage: Eukaryota; Fungi; Ascomycota; Pichiomycetes; Serinales; Debaryomycetaceae. The transcript is spliced from 3 exons.
GCCACCGGCCCAUCCAUCAGGGUCCUAUCGUCUUGUGACGAUUGCUACCCUCACGUGCGAAAGUCGUCAAGGAGAAAAAUUUCAUCCAGGGGCGUCUAGCCGAUAAUGUUCGAUCUUGCGAGCGAGGAUAUCUUUCGAUCUCGUUGUCCCAUCCGUUUUUUAGUUGUCCAUUGAUACUAAUCGCAUCUACCCCCUCCACUGUAUCAUUAUGUCCGCCCCAUCAGUCACCGCCGACCACCAAGACGUCCUCUCCUUGUUGACCUGGAAAGACCCCGUCAAGACCGGGAAGGUCUUCGGAGGUGUGGUUGCUGGAUUGUUGAUCUUCAAGACCAUCAACUUGUUCAACAUCUUCUUCCACCUCGCCUACAUCGGCUUGUUGCUCUCUGCUGCCGCCGAAUACGCCGGCAAGUUGGUCACUGGCCAAGGCUUCGUCACCAAGUACAAGCCUGCCGUCAAGUCCCACGCCAAGCACUUCAACGACGAAUUCUUGCCGCUCGUGGCCGAAUUCAACUUGAAGGCCGAGCAAGAAUACCAGAAGAUCGUGUUUGCCCACGACAUCGAAACCACCUUGAAGGCUGCUGGUGUCUCCUACGUGUUGUUCAAGGUCACCUCCUGGUUCUCCUUGUUCACUUUGAUCACCACUGCCGUUGUCUUGCUCUUCACUGUUCCUGCCUUCUACGUCCACAACAAGAAGCAAAUUGAUGCCUUGGUUGCUCAAUACUCCCAGAUCGCCAGAGAAAAGACCUCCGAAUACUCCAAGUGUGCCCAAUCCAAGGCCUCCCCAUACGUCAACGACCUCAUCAAGAAGACUGGUCCAGUCGGCAACUUCAUCAGCUCCAAAUUCCCAACCAGAACCGCAGGAUCCACUGUCGGUGACUCCAGAGCCACUAGCUUCGGAACCGAUGCUGAUGCUUCCAUCCACGCCAAGAAGGUGGAAGAAGAAAUCUCCACUGCCACCUCCACCGGUGCUACCAAGUUCCCAGAAGUUCCAGCCGCCUCUUUGAACGCCUACACAAAGAAAGGUUUAUUAACAGGUUCUUUCAACAGUCUACAGUAAACUAACCAAGUCUAUACUUGUUCAACCUUUUUUUUAACUUGCGUUGUGUUUCUGAUAUUUAUUUAUUACUAUUUAU